AGUCCAGGACCCGAAAUUUUCAGUCAGCAGGAGCAAACCGUCUCCAUUCUCCUGCCCAGUGGCCCCAUUCUGAACUUGCGGUCAUCUGCCCCUCUGGGUCCCACCGGGUUCCUGCCGCCGUCUCUUCUGCCUUCUCAUACCCUCGACCGCACACCACCCAAGUAGGGAGGCGCAAUGGCUCACCACGGCUCUCGCGCCGGCUCCGAAAGCCCACGGAUGACUCCCGACGGCGGCAAAGAUGACAAGCGAAGCAGGAGCAAGGAGAAUGGCAAGAGGAGGUCGCGCGACCGUGACUCCAAGGACGUCAGUGCGGCCGGCCCCUAUGCCACCCACACAAUCGGAGAGCGCCGGUCAAGCGUCAGCAAACCGGCCAGGGACUUCCGCGACAAGCCCGAGCCGUCGCCGAAGAGGAAGAAGAGGAAGACGGCAGCUACACCCGCCGCCGUAAGGGAAGAAGCGCCGACGCCCGAUGGAGCCGGUGAAUUAUCCACCAGGUCGCCGAGCCCCGUGAUCGACUUCGACGGUUUGAGCCGGCCCGUGGUCGGCACACGCGCACGGCUGGAAGAAGACGAGGCCCAGGCACAAGUCCGGCUGGACCGGAUGAAGGGCGCCGUCAGGACGCUGCUCGAGUGCGUGGGCGAGGACCCGGACCGUGAAGGCCUGUUGGCGACGCCCGAGCGGUACGCCAAGGCCAUGCUCUUCUUCACCAAGGGCUACCAGGAGAACGUGCGGGACAUCGUCAACGGCGCCAUCUUCCAGGAGGGCCACAACGAGAUGGUCAUUGUUAAGGACAUCGAGGUGUUUAGCAUGUGUGAGCACCAUCUCGUACCCUUCACCGGGAAGAUGCACAUUGGCUACAUACCCCACAAUGCCGUCAUCGGCAUCUCCAAGCUGCCGCGCAUUGCCGAGAUGUUCGCCCGGCGGCUCCAGAUACAAGAGCGCCUGACCAGGGAGGUGGCCAACGCCAUCAUGGAAGUGCUCAAACCGCAGGGUGUUGCCGUUGUCAUGGAGUCGAGCCAUCUAUGCAUGGUGAUGCGGGGAGUCCAGAAAUCCACCAGCACCACCAUCACCAGCUGCGUGCUGGGCUGCUUCGAGCGGAAAGAGAAGACCAGGAACGAGUUCCUGAGCCUGAUUGGCGUCAACCGCUGAUCCAUUACAUCGUGGUACAUAUGACACACGUAACGGGGGUGUAUUCAACAAAGGGCCAUCAUUCUACAUGUAUGGCAGCGAUGCCGCUCGGCUUCGGUUUCUUCUCUGCAUCAGGCUGGCGUUUGGGGUUAAAAGAGGGUAGGCGAUCAUGCAGAGGGGCAUACACGUGCACCGCGAACGGGGGGGGAUCUCAACAUCGGGCUGGUUCUAUAUGGCGUUUGCAUGUGGGAAGAUUCCUGGUCAUUCAACACGGACACUCUUCUCGAGCACUUGUUUCUACUUGACCCACCAGGGUACUGGACAUCAGUACACUGGUAUACGUAGAUAUCCAACGCAAUUUGCGGCUGCGGUUUAGUUCAACCGCCGCGACAUCACUGGACACUCUAAACAUUAGUUCUGCACCGAGC
This is a messenger RNA of Chaetomium strumarium, 1556 nucleotides long. RefSeq lists its product as uncharacterized. Gene Ontology annotation, cellular component: cytoplasm. Bases 175 to 1149 code for a protein of 324 amino acids. Gene Ontology annotation, biological process: tetrahydrobiopterin biosynthetic process; tetrahydrofolate biosynthetic process. The transcript has a single exon. The record is from RefSeq and is a predicted model, not a curated record. Gene Ontology annotation, molecular function: GTP cyclohydrolase I activity; GTP binding; zinc ion binding. Lineage: Eukaryota; Fungi; Ascomycota; Sordariomycetes; Sordariales; Chaetomiaceae.